UGGGCUGCAAGAGCAAGAAGGCAGGAUGUUGUCGAGACCAAAGCCUGGGGAGUCUGAGGCAGACCUGCUGCACUUUCAAAACCAGUUCCUGGCAGCCAGAGCUUCACCUGCAGUCAAGAUUGUGAAGAAAGCAGACAAGAGGAAGGGGGAGGAAGAGAGCACAGAUGCUGAGAGACCCCCGCUGCAGGACAGCAAGGAUGUAGUCAUGUUGGAUGAUUUUCCUGAUAUUGUCCCAGCUCUAACUCCAGCUCCUCCAAAAAAGUCCAAGAUCAAAAAUGCUUGUGUCCACUUCGAAGAUGAAGAUCCAGAGGAAAGACUAGAGAGGCAUGAUCAACACAUUACAGCAGUCUUCAGCAAAAUUAUUGAACGAGACACGAGUGCAGUAGCAGUGACCAUGCCAGUGCCCACAGGAGACCCGUUUCCAAGGACAUUUCACCGCUCUGAGAUAAAAAGUGAGGUGAAGGUGGGAUCUGGAAGAAAAAGCAUCUUUGCACAGAAGAUGGCAGCGAGAAGAGCUGCUGAGAAAGCAGCAACAGCUCCCUCCGCUGUCGAGUGUCUGCAAAUAAGAUCAACUGCUCCGGAGGCCCUGGAUCCUGAGGAAUCAGCAGGAGAGGCACCUCUCCCCAGCAUCAGGGAUGAUAAAGCUGGUGACUUUUUCACCUCUCAGCGGCCUUGUCUCAUAACGGGAGAGGGUCUUGGAAACCAAAAGAGUGAGCAGGAAGCUCAAGCUAUUCACAAAGAGAACUUGGAGAAGCUGCGGUCCAUGUCUGAGGAAGAGAUCCUGCAGGAGCAGGAAAGGCUUCUGACUCAGUUGGAUUCCAGUUUAGUUGCUUUCUUAAAGUCACGACGUGGUGGCAACGAAGGCCAGAAAAAGGAAUUAAAAAUGGAGCAGAACACACCAGAGGAGUUUGUGGGAUCUCUGCCUGUGGCUCAGCGUGGUGUAAGGUCAUCUCUUUCUAUGCAGGAGUCAGAUCUGGAAGAAUCUGUAAGGUCGAAAGAAAAUAUGAAGGUAGAAAUCACAGAUGAUGAUCUACCUGUGAAGCCCAGGAAGGAAUGGAUUCACAUGGACAAUGUGGAGUUUGAGAAGCUGGAAUGGAUGAAAGAUUUGCCCUCACCCCGGCAGAAGAAAACCAGAAAGGGAAUGCAAGCUCGAUUCAGUUUAAAAGGAGAAUUGAUUCCUGCAGAUGCUGAUUUACCGACGCAUCUAGGCCUGCAUCACCAUGGAGAAGAGGCAGAGAGGGCUGGUUAUUCUCUCCAAGAGCUCUUUCAUUUGUCUCGCAGCCAAGUUAUUCAACAGAGGACACUGGCUCUACAGGUCCUAGGUCGUAUUGUUCAAAAGGCCAGAGCUGGAGAGUUUGCUUCCUCCUUGAAGGGCAGUAUUCUGCGUCUGCUGCUUGAUGCUGGGUUUCUCUUCUUGCUGCGUUUCUCGCUGGAUGAUGCAGUGGAUAACGUCAUGGCAGCAUCUGUUGGUGCUCUCCGGGCUCUGCUGGUGUCACUUGAUGAUGAGAAAUAUCUUGAUUGGACUUUCUCAUGGUACCAAGGGAUGGCUUCAUUCCCCUUUGUCCCCAACAAUGAGGAGGAAGAAGAGGAGGAAGAGGAAGAAUUAAAUGGAACGGAGAAGUCUCAAGAUAAAAAAUUAAAGGAUGAAAACAAGCCAGAUCCAGAUGUGGCCCGGUAUGAUGUUGUAAAGGGACUUUUGAAGACACGGAUCCAGCACCGGCUGAGGUACAUCCUGGAGGUGGUACGACCUGUUCCAACAGUAGUCCUGGAUAUACUGCACAUCCUCACCCAUAUAGCAAGGCACUCCUCUGAAGCAUGCAGCCAGCUGCUUGACUGUCCUCGGUUGAUUGAGACCAUUGUCAGGGAAUUUCUCCCUACGCAGUGGGAUCCCCAAGUGGCUGAACCAGGGUGUUUACUCACCAGCCUCCACGGAGUUCCUUGCGCCACUGCUAUGAAGUUCAUCAGAGUGUUGGCAUCUGGAGGCCGAAAUGCAACAGCCAGGCUGCUUAACAAAUUUGCAAUGAAAGGUCGGUUAAGUCGAUUUAUAGCUGAAAACCCGCUGGACCUGCUCCUACCAAGGGAAGAAGCCAUCAGGCUAAGCACCGAAGCCUUCCGGUUGUGGGCUGUGGCUGCUGGCUAUGGUCAGGCCUGUGAUCUCUACAGGGAUCUCUAUCCUGUGCUGGUGAGGAUACUGCAGUCCCUUCCUGAGUUGCUCAGCACUUGCCAUCGGAAGAACCCUGUGAUUGAGUUGUCUGUCCAGCGAGCUACAGCAGUAGUUACUCUGCUGGUACAUGUGACGCAAACAGCGGGCUACACGGCGGAGCUGCAGGCCAAGCUGAGCAGUAAUAGCUCAGAAGAUAGUGAACAG
This is a messenger RNA of Cariama cristata (Red-legged seriema), 2368 nucleotides long. RefSeq names its product RNA polymerase II-associated protein 1-like. Gene Ontology annotation, cellular component: nucleus. The record is from RefSeq and is a predicted model, not a curated record. The transcript has 16 exons. Gene Ontology annotation, biological process: transcription by RNA polymerase II. Lineage: Eukaryota; Metazoa; Chordata; Aves; Cariamiformes; Cariamidae. The annotation marks the transcript as partial.